GUUUUCAUUGCAUCGUUUAUUUUUUUUUACAACGUUUUAAUUAUGACUGAACCUUUAAAACCAAAGAAGUAUUCUUGUAGACUUUUACAUUAUCUUAUUAAAAUUGGAGAUCGCCCCAAGAAUGUAACAUUUUUCCAGGAGGUUCUUGGCAUGAAGGUACAGAGACAUGAAGAGUUCCAAGAAGAACUUCCCCCAUCAAAAGACAGGCCACCUAUUGUCCAUUGGAGCAAAACGUUCUUUGGUUACGGACCCGAGAAUGAAUAUUUCACUGUGGAAUUGGUAUGGAACUCGGAAAUAAGUUCUUAUGAAACAGGAAAUGGUUGUGAAGGAAUCACUAUUGUAUCCAGGGAAUCUAUUGCCAGAGCUCAUGCAUUAAAAUGGCCUGUAAAAAUGAAGAAUGACGUUCAUUUUGUUGAAUCUCCCGAUGGCUAUAAAUUUUUUCUAGUAGAUGAUCCUCAACCGGACGAUAAAGAUCCCGUUGUUAAUUUGAGCCUGAAUUCAUCACAUAUAGCCAGGAGUGCUAGUUACUGGCUACACAUUUGUGGAACUGCCCUCAUAAGCUGUAGAUAUAGUCAAGUAGUUUUAACUUACGGAGAAAACCAACCAUUUAUUGUGUUCUUAUACAUGAAAGAGCCAUUGAUACAGGGAUCAGGAAAGGGUAGAAUUGUACUUUCCAUACCAUUCAGGGAUUUGCAAGGUAUUGAGACUGCAUCCAGAGAUACUGACCAUAAAAUAAUAGCUCCUUUGAAAUGCGUUGAAAUUUCUGAAAACCAAACAAUAAAUCUCCUUUUUCUAGAAGAUGCAGAUUCUAAUGAAAUUUGUUUUCUUGAUGAAGAAAGUUUUAACAUUAUAUCACGUUAUGAUCCAUUAUCAGAAGCUUUUUUAUACUAUAGCAUGAGAAAGUUUGAAAUGGAAUAUAAAAGUAAAUACAUAAAUUCAGCUUAAAAUUUCAAGAAAUCAUGAAAUCAAGCUGCAGUAGUGAAAUACCUCAAAAUAUUUUAACAAUCAUAUUGUGUAAUAUUAAAAUUAAUACUAUGAAAUAUAUAAAACCAAUCAAUCGAAUGUUGAUCAUGUGAUAUGUUUGUAAUGUAAUAAAUAAAAAAGUUUCAUUUAUGGUGCAGUUAAUGAUUACACGUCUGCAUAUAAAGUUUAAUAUUUCGCUGGGUCAAAUGAACAGCAUUGAUUGAACAAAUUGAA
Molecule: messenger RNA, 1197 nt
Organism: Nezara viridula (southern green stink bug)
Lineage: Eukaryota; Metazoa; Arthropoda; Insecta; Hemiptera; Pentatomidae
Source: the annotation of a GenBank genome assembly